Molecule: messenger RNA, 1332 nt
Organism: Trichoderma gamsii
Lineage: Eukaryota; Fungi; Ascomycota; Sordariomycetes; Hypocreales; Hypocreaceae
Product: fasciclin domain-containing protein
Exons: 2
Coding region: 1-1332 (443 amino acids)
Biological process (GO): macroautophagy
Cellular component (GO): fungal-type vacuole membrane
Source: RefSeq, a predicted model, not a curated record
AUGACCAAGCUCACUGUCCUGGGCGCUGCUCUGUCGCUGGCCGCCAUAGCCCGCGCGCUGGUGCUGCCCGAGGCAGCCGUGAAUCAGGCACCGCUGGCCGGGACUCGUGAUGAUGAUCCAGCCGACCUGCACAAUGUCAUGUUUGGCUCCCACCACCUGGACAACGACGACGAGGGCCGCAGCGCCGCCGAGAGCUUCUUCGACGCCGUAUCCAGCAUCCGCGGCCACAUCCACGAGGACUUUAGCCAGGCCGUGGCCGAUCUCGUUGGGCUGGGCUACACGGGCGACCACUUCGGCAGCCCCGCCGGCCACGGCCACCACGACGAGAGCAGCUACACGAUAUACGAGCUAAUCUCCAAGAGCAAGUACACGACCAAGUUCGCCAAGCUAGUCGACGACCACCCCGGCGUGGUGGAGCUGCUCAACAGCACCGACAGCAACUACACCCUCUUUGUGCCGCUGGAUAAGGCCUUCGAGGACAUCCCAGACGACCACAAGAAGCCCAGCAAGAAGGUGGUCGAGGACGCGCUGCGCUACCACAUUGGCCUCGGCGAGUAUCCUGCAAAGAGGAUAUUGCAUACCUACACGCUGCCGACUGCCCACGACGAGGAAUUGCUGGGCGGUGAGCCGCAGCGUCUUCGUACCUCUGUCGGCCUCGGCGGCGUAAAGAUCAACUUUUACAGCAAGGUUGUCGCUGCUGACAUAGUUGCCAAGAAUGGUGUUAUCCAUGCCGUGAACCAUAUCCUAGUCCCGCCCCCUUAUCUCGGCCGAAUCAUCAGUCUGUUCCCUGAUCGCUUCUCAACUCUGCUGUUGGCGUAUGAGAAGACCGACUUUGUCAAGUUUAUCCAUGGCGUCAACUUGAAGGGUAGCACCGUUUUCGUCCCCACCAACGGAGCCUUUAAUUGGCUGGGCCCAAGAGCCAACGCCUUUCUGUUCAACACUAGCAAGGGUCGCAAGUAUCUCAAGGCCAUUCUCAAGUACAACAUUGUGCCCAACGCCACACUGUACACUGAUGCAUUCUACGAUAAGAGGGACGACAAGGACGACAAGUCCGAAGUUGAACCACUUUCGCACGAGACCUUUGAUCUGCCAACCCUGCUUGGCGAUGCGCAUGUCAGCGUUGAUAUUGCUCGCGUUUUUGGUUUCGCCUCAAUCAAGGUGAAUGGCUAUUCCCGCGUGGUUGUGCCCAAUGGCGUGGGGAAGAAUGGUGUUAUCCAGGUUGUCAACCGAAUUCCUCUUCCCCCACACAAAGGCCAUCGCCACCAUCAUUCCGAGCAAAAGGGUGAAAUUGAAGUCAGCGACUUGAUCAAAAGACUUGAGCCCUACGUUUGA